UUCUUCCGUCGACUGUCAGCCCUUUAUGUGAAAUGCAGACUGGAGAACAGGCAGCAGCAAUUCAUGCGAGAGCUGAGGCCACGAUACCAGUCCCCCCAGCCACGUAUGAAGACUUCAGAGCCUUUGAAGAAAGCCAGGAGGCUGUCUCCAGAACUGAGCUCUGGGACCGUGAUGGAAAAGAGGACGUUGGAGUGGGUAAAGUGUUGGCAGAGGAAGCAGGUCAUGAUGUGUGCACGGAAGAAUUUGCCGCAUCAGCAGUUUCCAAAUUCUCUCAAAGUGCUCCAAGAGCUGGAAUGUUCUAUCAUGAGAAACUUGCUGCUCAAUUUGAUAAGCACCCAGGUGUUGAUGAUGUGGGGUACGAGCCAGUUGGCAACUCCCAUAUUCAAGAAAGGCCAUCUCCUUUAUACAGCAGAGGUAAAUAUAAGGAAGAGGCCGCUAGGCAUGAAAAGGAUGAAGAUCGUGACAUUGAUGAAACUAUUCUGCAGGAUUCACCUUCAUCAUUAGGACAGCAAGACUCUCCACUGCUUGAAGCAGCCGAGGAAGCUGUGAAGGAGCAUAGCUUUCCAGCAGAAGGCCAACCCAAAGAUAACCUGGCAGAAAUAUCUAGAGAGACUCCUGUUACUGAAAGGGAAGGUCAUAAAGCAGGACAGAUCCUAGAUGAGAAACGGCAGUGGUUGUCAGGGAAAGGAUAUGAUGAUGUCACCAAGAUGGAACCCUCUGAAAGUAUGUACCAAGUGGAAGUUGAAGCUAAUAUAAUUAGGGAGGGAGAAAUCUCAGGUUCUCCACUAGAUGCAACCAAGUUUCCCGAUAGAUUAAAUAAGGAUGUGGCAGAUAGAAGUGUUUCCUUGCAACAGGAGAUGGGGGGAAUGGUGCAGGCCAUGGAAAAACAAGAGGCACCCAAAAAGAAACCUGCAGCUCGCGUGUCAGAGAAACAAGUCAGUCGGGUUCCUCAUUUAAAAGCUCGUAUUGACAGUAAAGACAAAGAUGGAAUCGAUACUGAAGAGAAAAAGCCUAAGACAUCCACACCUUCCUCUGCCAAACCCCUGAAAGAUAGAUCUUCCAUUACCCCCCAACGACCCUCCUCUGUUAGUACAACCCCUUUGAAAACCCCCUCCAGUCCUGCUGAGUCCUCAGUACCAGCUUCCACUCCUAAACGAGUCUCUUCUAUCACAUCCCGACCUGCCAGUACAGGAAUGAAAGAAACAAAGCCAAAGGGUCCGGAGAUGAAAAGCGGAAUGAAGAUGGCUGCUCCCAGGUCUGCAACACAGACUCAGAAAAGCCCAGCCAACGCUACCCGGAUCCCGGCAAAAACGCCCACGGCCCCCAAGACACCUCCCAGUGCUGCUGGCAGGAAGGAGCAGAGAAAGCCGCCUACCACAGCAGCAAAAUCUGAGAAAGGUGAACCAGCGAAGUCUGGAGACAGAAGUGGUUACAGCAGCCCUGGCUCACCCGGCACCCCUGGCAGCCGUUCCCGCACGCCCUCCCUGCCAACUCCCCCGAACAGGGAGCCCAAGAAGGUGGCAGUGGUUCGCACGCCACCGAAAUCCCCUGCUUCUGCCAAGAGCCGCCUGCAGACGUCUACGGCCCCCAUGCCUGAUCUGAAAAACGUCAGGUCCAAGAUUGGUUCCACUGAAAACCUGAAGCACCAGCCAGGCGGUGGAAAGGUGCAGAUAAUGAAUAAGAAGCUGGAUCUUAGCAACGUUCAAUCCAAGUGUGGCUCAAAGGAUAAUAUCAAACACAGUCCAGGAGGAGGCAGUGUGCAAAUUGUUUACAAGCCUGUAGACCUGAGCCAAGUGACAUCCAAAUGUGGUUCCUUGGGCAACAUUCAUCAUAAACCAGGUGGUGGCCAGGUGGAGGUGAAAUCGGAGAAACUGGACUUCAAAGAGAAGGUGCAGUCGAAAAUUGGGUCAUUAGAUAACAUCACCCAUGUCCCUGGAGGAGGGAAUAAAAAGACAUGAAUUGAGAACUUGCUUGGACUGUCUGUGUCGAUUUUCUUAGUGCUGAAUGCCCUGCUGUGCCAUUACCGGUUCCCCACAAGGGGUGAUGCAUUGGUGUGUGCACACUCCCAUAUGGCUGCAUAUCAAACAAUGAGAUUUAGUCAGUCGAAUAAUGAUCAAACCUCAUGAAUAGCCAGUAAUAACGAAUGGCAUUUUUAAAGGAUCCGGAUCUGUGUAUACACAGAUACCUUUUUUUUCUUUAAGACCUGCAGUAAAUUGUUCAUUAAAGCAAAUAUACAUUGAAGAUACUUCAUAAUUCAGUCUUAGUUUAUUAGGUAAAAAUUAAAGUCCUGUUUUUAAAAACAACCUAUGGCUGAAGACUUGGAUGAUAGUGCUUGAAAUGUUCUCACAGCAAAGUGAAGGGCACCAGCAUCUGAAAUGAGACAUCGAAUACAGCACAACUGGGUGGAUGAAUUGGGCAGGAAACAUGUAAGGAUGCUGGGAUGGGGGUGAUGUUUUGUGGAUUCAUUAGUCAAAUUUGGGGACAGUGGGACCAAGUAUUCGAUUUCUCUGCGGUAGGAGUGAACUGGGGGAAGGUUAUUGUUGUCUUGCUGAUUGUUCAACCUUUUUAUCAAAAACUUGACGAGAUGGAAAGGUUCUGUUCAGCUCUGUGUUCCAGCACUUGGUUUUUGGAUGCAUUUUGUAAAUGUCUUGAAAAGCUUUCUAGCUGUCAGCCUCUUCCAGCAAAUGCACUAGCUUCUCUGACUGAGGAAUUACUUGGCUUCCUUACCCUUCUCUCACUGCCAUUACACAUCGAGCUGUACUGUACUCCUCUCUUCCUUGUUCAGCUUGAGCAUCUUUUCAUUUCUUUUUAUCUCCUUAUACAGUCACUGAGCCAUAGUUAGAAGCUUUUGCCAUUUGGAGCAAUUGACAACACAACAAUAUGGCUUCUCUAAUCCCAUGUGGUUGUGUAUCGCAGUAUUGUCAUUUAGCCACAGGCCUCAUUCAGUCAUGUGAUCACGAUACUGAAAUCACACCUUCUGGAUACAUAAAUAUAACUCUGGGUACAUCGACAGUGCAAAAAACAAACCUUGGCAGCGAGUCUCCAAGCUCGGGUCAGCUGACUUGGGCUCACGCUGCAGGAUUCCAUAUAACAAUGGA
This is a messenger RNA of Chelonoidis abingdonii (Abingdon island giant tortoise), 3098 nucleotides long. The record is from RefSeq and is a predicted model, not a curated record. Lineage: Eukaryota; Metazoa; Chordata; Testudines; Testudinidae.